Morus notabilis is the source of this 3408-nucleotide messenger RNA. RefSeq names its product stromal processing peptidase, chloroplastic. The transcript is spliced from 22 exons. Lineage: Eukaryota; Viridiplantae; Streptophyta; Magnoliopsida; Rosales; Moraceae. Gene Ontology annotation, molecular function: metal ion binding. The record is from RefSeq and is a predicted model, not a curated record. Bases 197 to 3322 code for a protein of 1041 amino acids.
UGUUUGCCUGUCUCACUCGUCUCUCUCUUCUCUCUCUCUCUCUCUCUCUCUUAUUCUGUCAGUCAGUCUCUCCCCUGCUUCGCUCACUCUCUACAUCUCUCCUCCCCCCGCAGAAUCAAAGUUCAAAGCUUUUUCUUCAUCCAGACAGUUUGUGGAGAACAAUUACCAAUUUGAUCACGAGCUGUUAAUAUUCAUUAUGGCCUGCACAACAAACAAAGGCCUAAAGAGAGGCUUAAGAUUGAUUGACUGCUUCAAUUAUCACGAGUCUCUUAAAUGGAUCUUUUUAGUGCCCAAUUUACAACAUCGUCUCUCCUUCUAUUCCUCCACAUCAAGAAUAUUCAUCAGCUCAAAUAUUUUGUAUAAAGGGAGGAACAAAAUAACGUCAAUACCAAGAGUACUUCCCCAGGACACACGUUCUAAUUUUCGUAUCUUAUGCAAACCGAGUUUAUACAGUACUGCUUUUGUAAAGCCUUGUGCUUACAUUGAUUUGAUGGUGAAGUCAAAAAGUAGUAUUAUGAAGAUGCAAGAUAAUUUGGAGGGUUUUUUAACUUCCGAACUUCCCUUUCAUCCAAAACUUAUUCGAGGGCAGUUGAAAAAUGGGUUGCGUUAUUGUAUUUUGCAACACAAAAGACACCCAAACAGGUUUGAAGCACACCUAGAAGUUCAUGUGGGGCCAGUGCAUGAAGAGGAUGAUGAACAAGGCCUUGCACAUAUGACUGAACAUGUUCUUCUUGACUGUGAUAGCUUUUUUCAACUUCCCGGGCCAGAUUCUGGGAAAGCAGCAUAUACUAGUUUCAACCAAACGGUUUAUCACAUCACUUCACAAACCAUAUUGGAGCAUUUUAAUGAAGAUCUACCUGAUGAAGAUCUUGUUCCCUACGUCCUCAAUUAUUUAAAUGAGAUAGCUUUCAAGCCAAAGAUCCGAGCUUCUUAUCUUGAAAAGCAACGAGACAUUGUGCUUUCAGAAUUACAAAUGGGGGAUGCAAUUGAUCAUCGUAUUGAACUCCAGGCAGCCUUUGGAAAAUCUAACAAGAGAUCAUCUGCAAUGUUAAAAAAUAGAAGACCGGAUCAUCCUAUUCGGCCUCUAUUAACAAUAUACCAUAAUUGGUCCCUCCCUAAAUGCAACAUAGAUGAUCAAAGGCCUCCAGUACAAAUUUUCCAGCACAACCUCAUUCACAACUUUUCCUUUCAUAUUUGCUCAAAGAUUCCACUGAAUAAGUUAAAAACAUACGGUGACUUACGGAAUUUUGUAAUGAAGCAAAUAUAUCUAUCUAUUUUGGAUUUCCGAAUUAAUGCAAAAUACGAGAGUUCAAAUUCAUCGUCAAGAAUAAUGGAAUUAAACCAUUGGGAUUUUGGUCAAUUCGGAUGUGCCUGUACUAGUCUUGCUAUGGCAAGUGAGCCACGAGAUUGGGAAACUACAAUAAAAAUGGCUUUUCACGAGGUUCGAAGGCUAAAAGAGUUGGGGAUUAACUACGAAGAGCUUACUAUUCACAAGGAUGCAAUUGUGAAAGAUAAUACAAUUCUUAGACGCGUGCUUGAUAACACUUCGUCUCACGACGCCGUUAAGUUUAUCAUGUAUAAUGACACACUUGGCCACACUACAAUGGAGCAAAGGGAAGCAGAUGAAAGUUUAGCAGCUGUUGCUACAACAAUUACACUGGAAGAGGUAAAUUCUAUUGGCGCCCAAUUGUUAGAGUUUGUUUCCGAUUUUGGAAAGCCUAGUGCACCUGUUCCCACAACAAUCAUGGCAUGUGCUCCAAGCACUUGUGAGGUGAAUGGAGAACUAAUCAAGUUCACCAUAAAUCGUAGCGAGAUUGAAUUUGCUAUGAAACAAGGAUUAGAGGAGGUUGUUCAUGCUGAACCUGAGAUUGAGAUUCCAACAGAGUUAAUAUCUUCAUCAGAAUUACAAGAAUUAUGGCUAGAGCGCCAACCAACCUUCAUUCCUCCAAUCAGUUCAAAGCCAAAUGUGAUGAAACUUCAUGAUAAGGGAACCGAUACAACUCAACUUCGUCUUUCAAAUGGAAUUUCUGUUAAUUAUAAGAUUUCAAAAAAUGAAGGUGAAGAAGGUGUAAUACGAGUUAUAAUAGAUGGUGGAAGAGCACGUGAAAGUUCAGAUUUAAAGGGAGCUAUUGUUGUCGGUGUUCAAACUCUUUUUGAAGGUGGUUGUGUUGGUAACUUUACCAAGGAACAGGUAAAACUCUUUUGUUUGAAAAAUAUGAUUGAUUAUUCCUUGGAGUCCACCGAAGAAUUUAUUUCAGUGGAGUUGAGCUUUACAACAAGAGAAAAUGGGAUGCAAGCAGCUUUCCAAUUGCUUCAUAUGUUACUUGAGCAAAGUGUUUGGUUAGAAGAUGCAUUUGAUAGAGCAAGGCAGUUACACUUCUCAAAAUUUCAAUCCAAUUUGAAGAGUUUAGAGCAAUCCACCACUCGCAAAAUGAUGUUAGACAUGUUGGGUGGAGAUGAACGAUUUGUCAAGCCAACACAAAUAUCAUUACAAAAUUUAACUUUGCAAUCUGUCAAGGAUGCAGUGUUAAACCAAUUUAGGGGAAAUAACAUGGAGGUAAGUAUAGUGGGAGACUUCUGUGAGGAAGAUAUAGACUCUUUUAUUAUUCACUAUUUAGGUACAGUUAAAGCUACGAGAAAUUUCAAGAUUGAGGUGCCUCAAUAUAAUCCAAUUAAGUACGGCGCUUCUACAUCCCAUAUGCAAUCACAAUCACAAGUCUAUUUAAAGGAUACUAAAGAGAGAUCAUAUGCAUGUGUCGCUGGCCUUACACCGAAUAUGUGGGGGUUCACCAUUGAUGGAAAGCACUAUCUUAAGUCGAAGUUCAUCGAGGGGCCGAGUUUGCAUAACAAACUUCGUGGCCAUCCGCUUUUCUUUGGCAUCACGAUGGAGUACUUGACUUACAUUUUAGACUCUAUAAUCGGUGCAAAUAUAAACGCUUCUAGUUUGUCAUAUGAAGCAACAUUCAAUACACGCUUAUUUGAUAAGCUAAAUCUUGGAUGGUAUAUGAUUUCUAUAACAUCAACUCCUUCUAAGGUUCAUGAAUCUGUUGAUGUAUGCAAGAAAGUUCUUAAAGGUUUUCGUCACCAUAUGUUUUCUGAAGGAUAUUGUAUGGUCGAGGAUUUUUCAAUGGUUAGAAGAGUUAUGCUGAGCAGACACGAAGAUGAAAUCAAGUCAAAUGCCUAUUGGCUGAAUUUACUAUGCCAUAUGCAACCUUCUUCUCUUCCAAGGAAGGACAUUUCAUGUUUCAAAGAUCUUGCAUCCUUGUAUGAAGUUGUCAAUAUGGAGGACAUAUUUUUUUGCAUACGAUCAGUUAAAAGUUAAUGAUGAUUCUAUUUAUUCAUGCAUAGGAAUAUCCAGGUAGUUUGAAAUGACUAGUAAAUCCGUGACGUUUUAUAUUACGUAGCUAU